GGAGGCUCGGUGCCCGCUCUCGGCUGCUCUCGGCGGCUCUCGGCCGCUCUCGGCUCUGCCGCCGGCGCUUAGCGGUGCCGCCGCACGGCUCUGCCGUGCUCCGUCCGCCGCAGCCAUGAUCCACAGCCUGUUCCUGAUCAAUGCCUCGGGGGACAUCUUCCUGGAGAAGCACUGGAAGAGCGUCGUCAGCCGCUCCGUCUGCGACUACUUCUUCGAGGCGCAGGAGCGGGCCUCGGAGGCGGAGAACGUUCCGCCGGUGAUCCCCACGCCACACCACUACCUCCUCAGCGUCUACCGCCACAAGAUCUUCUUCGUGGCCGUUAUCCAGAGCGAGGUGCCGCCUCUUUUCGUCAUCGAGUUCCUGCACCGCGUCGUCGAUACCUUCCAGGAUUAUUUUGGUGUCUGUUCAGAGGUGAUGAUCAAGGACAACGUUGUGGUGGUUUAUGAGGUGCUGGAGGAGAUGCUGGACAAUGGCUUCCCACUGGCUACAGAGUCCAAUAUUCUUAAGGAGCUGAUAAAGCCUCCAACCAUCCUGCGCACAGUCGUCAACACCAUCACAGGAAGCACUAAUGUGGGUGAUCAGCUUCCUACAGGACAGUUAUCAGUGGUGCCCUGGAGACGUACUGGUGUCAAAUACACCAACAAUGAAGCUUAUUUUGAUGUGGUUGAGGAGAUUGAUGCAAUCAUUGACAAGUCAGGUUCCACCAUUACUGCUGAAAUCCAAGGGGUGAUUGAUGCCUGUGUCAAGCUGACUGGGAUGCCAGACCUUACUCUCUCCUUUAUGAACCCUCGGCUGCUGGACGAUGUCAGCUUCCACCCCUGUGUGCGUUUCAAGCGCUGGGAGUCAGAGAGGAUUCUUUCCUUCAUUCCACCUGAUGGGAAUUUUCGCCUGCUCUCCUACCAUGUCAGUGCUCAGAAUCUGGUGGCAAUUCCUGUCUAUGUCAAACACAACAUCAGCUUCCGUGACAGCAGCUCCCUGGGACGCUUUGAGAUCACUGUGGGGCCGAAGCAGACCAUGGGGAAGACCAUCGAGGGAGUGAUGGUAACCAGCCAGAUGCCCAAAGGGGUCUUAAACAUGACCCUCACCCCUUCUCAGGGAACACACGUCUUCGACCCAGUGACAAAGUUGCUGUCAUGGGAUGUGGGCAAAAUAAACCCCCAGAAGCUGCCAAGCCUGAAGGGGAGUGUGAGCCUGCAAGCUGGGACUUCCAAACCAGAUGAAAACCCUACCAUUAACCUACAGUUCAAAAUUCAGCAGCUGGCUAUAUCUGGACUGAAGGUGAACCGCUUGGACAUGUAUGGGGAGAAGUACAAACCCUUCAAGGGGAUAAAAUACAUGACUAAGGCUGGCAAGUUCCAAGUCCGAACCUAGAGGAUGCACUUCUCUGUUUCUUCUGUCCCUGGCUGCUGGAUGCAGCCUCUUAUUCCAUCCAUCUGUUUAGGGUUGCUCCCUUGCCUCUGGCAGCAUGAGCAGGAGAGCCAGUGCACAGGGUGCUGGGGAGCAGGGGGAAGUAAUGCUGACCUGAAACCAUCUCAUCUCUAGCUGAGUCUGAAGUACUUGGAACAAUGGGAGAGGUGUUCAGAUCCCUUGGGAUUAGUGAGUCAUGGAUGCAAGCUUCUAUCACCUUCAUUUUGCUGUCUUGAAGUACAUUCUAGGGAUUUACUGCCUUUUGUAACUCCUUUAUAUUCCUGCUGGCUUUUAUGCCCUUGCAGAGGGAUACAAAGUUGAAUUGCCACAAACUUCAGCUCCACUGUGGCAGUCCAGGCUCUGCCCUUCUCCAUCAGUGGUCAUUUGGGUGGAGAGCUGUAUAGUUCUUGGCAGCAGAGAGAUCAUCCAAGCCAUUCUGCCUCCAAAGGAUUGGAAGAAGUGGAAAGCCAUUGUCCUAUGUUAAGGAGCCCUAGAGGGGGACUGGUGCCAGAGGGAGAAAGGGAAGAAGUGGAUGCUUCUUCUAGGCAUUUCAUAAGCCAUUUUGGUCAUCAGGUACCUUUAAUCUCUGGAGACAGACUGGAAACCCACCCAGAUCUUCACAAGGUAUUUUAGGAAGGCCUAGGGUAGCACUUGUGGCUUGGUAACUGAUGGGUGGAGACAUCUGAAUGCAAAUCUGCUUCUCCUUGUCAGUGUUUGGAGGUAGUGAUUCUCGCAGCUUCUCUGGAGGGUCAGGGGAGAAACAGGCAGGGGAGCUUUUGUGGAGACAGCAAAGCUGUGGCUAAAUGAAGAUUACCUCUCUAACUGUUUGUCUCUGCCUGCCUGCUGCAAAUGAAGGUGACAGCUCUGCUCUCCUGCUCACUGCUGCCUUUAGCAUAGUUGUGUGCUGGCACCUUGGUAGUUUUCCUGGCUGGCCUCCCUGAUUGCAGUUCCCCUAUCAGUCAGCUGCUGUGCAGGGGGGUUCAAGCCUAUACUGGAUCUUCACUGGGACCAUUCCUUGUGCAGGGAUUUUUGCUGCAUCUGCCCAUUCCAGUCUGUGUUGCAUCUGUCUGUAUAGCCUCAAUAUGGAACUGGAAGCAUCUGUCCACUUCCACGUUGUCUGUAGUGUGUUCUCUGGCCACUAGAUGCCAACGUGUGUUCUCCGCUAGCAGAACUCGUCCCCGUGCUGCUGUAUGUGGGACUGCAGCAGCUGCUUGUGGAGUCCAGAUGCUUGUGAACAGAGCACGGUGACCCUAAGCAAAGGAUAACAUCCACUCUGGUUUGCAUGUGGUGCAUACUUGCAGUGGCUGAGUGGUUAGAUUCGAAGUCGCAGCGCAGCUGAUGCCACAGCAGGUGAGCUCACUGCUGAGCAUGUUCAGUGCAAAUCAAACCUUCAGCAAGGGCAUCAAUAAAGUUUGUUUUCACAUGUCA
Molecule: messenger RNA, 2836 nt
Organism: Pogoniulus pusillus (Red-fronted tinkerbird)
Lineage: Eukaryota; Metazoa; Chordata; Aves; Piciformes; Lybiidae
Gene: AP3M2
Product: adaptor related protein complex 3 subunit mu 2
Exons: 8
Coding region: 116-1372 (418 amino acids)
Biological process (GO): endocytosis; intracellular protein transport
Cellular component (GO): cytoplasmic vesicle; clathrin adaptor complex
Source: RefSeq, a predicted model, not a curated record